Penicillium soppii is the source of this 1449-nucleotide messenger RNA. RefSeq lists its product as uncharacterized. Lineage: Eukaryota; Fungi; Ascomycota; Eurotiomycetes; Eurotiales; Aspergillaceae. The record is from RefSeq and is a predicted model, not a curated record. The transcript is spliced from 4 exons. The coding region runs from base 1 to 1449 and encodes 482 amino acids.
AUGCCCCCACGGAAAGGCACACGGAAGCGAGUGCAAGAGCCACCCUCGGAGGCCGAGGCCGUUGAGGCAUCCGACUCUCAGACCCCACCUCCCAAGAAGCCUAGAGGUCUCGGCAGAGCUAGGUCCAGAUCUGUGACGCCACCUUCAGUCGUGAUGUCUGAGGCCUCUAUAGCGAAAGGCAAGGGUGCCGUGUAUUCACAGACCGAAGAGGAGAUUGAGGAGAUGACCGAAAUGGGUAUGCAGCCAGAAAAACUUUUGAACAACGUUUCCUACAUCGUCAUGGAACAAAUGGCGGGCGUUGGAGUUCCUCCUCGCCCAAAACGGCACUUUCCUCCAAGACAACAGAGAUGGAAACAUGAUGGUGAUGAGCCUAUCACGAACAUAGAGGAUGUUCCGGAAGGCUGGAAUGCCAACGAGCCGGAUUUAGACUACGACGAUGUCGAUGCUCAAAUUGAUAGAUGUUUUGAGAGGUUGGAGGAUGGGAUUAUGCCUCGAGUCUUCGAAAUCCGGUUGGACAGUCUCUUGGCUGCGAGGAACGCACGCAAUGCCAUGAUCGGUUCCGAGCCGACGGGUCUCAGUUAUGAGAUCGUCCAACGACUGCAUGCGUUGAAGCUCAUAAAAGAUCAUCUCGAAACCAAAGGAGACCCAGAUGUACAGCUUCCGAAUGUCCGGGCUUUGCUGAAGGCUUAUAGGGCAGGCGAAUUGAAAUGGUCCGAGGGCAUGGUGACUUAUUGGUCCAAUGGUUUGCAACUCAAUACACCCACAAAAUUCAACCGAGAGCUUCAUGAGCAAAUGACGCUGGAGAAUGAUGCCACUAAGUCUUGGUGGGUGGAGGGUCUUUUACAAGCAGGACCCAAUAACAUGGGGGAGUUUGCUGUCUUUGUGCCAUACAACUCCGCAAGAGCAGUGAAGUUUGACAUAUGGGUUACAGCUCAAGACCGGCCUAGACCACCUGAAAUCCUUAAAAGCCGCACAUUCUCUGUACUAUAUGACACUGGUGCAGAUAUCAUGGCCAUUCCAAGAGAAAGUCUCGAGGAAAUCGAGGAACUGGGCACCAAUGCUACAGUACUAGGUUAUACUAUAGUGGAAACCCCAUCGGGCGUUCUGAUGUCCAAGGUUGUAGAACUUGACAUCACAGUGCAGGUCCCAUUCCUCAACAAAUUUAUGAGUUGCUGGCUCAAGGUUCCGGCCUGUAUUCUCGAGACACAACCAGGAAUGGCCGGUCGUGUGACUUUCCUUUCGGGCCCUUUCCCACGAUUUGCGUUUUAUACUGGGACCUGUCCAAAUGGACUGGGCCUGCUUCAUUUUACUAAUCACAAGCGUGAACUAGAUUCCGGGGCAAAGCAGUCCGGGGCAGAGCAUUCAGGGGCAGAGGAAGAGGUGCCAGGGGAGGUAGGGGCAGGGUCAGCCGAUGAAGAGGAAGAUGAUUGGAAGCAAGCGUGCCCCUGA